Sporothrix schenckii 1099-18 is the source of this 498-nucleotide messenger RNA. RefSeq lists its product as uncharacterized. The transcript has a single exon. The record is from RefSeq and is a predicted model, not a curated record. Bases 1 to 498 code for a protein of 165 amino acids. NCBI's taxonomy places the organism in Eukaryota, Fungi, Ascomycota, Sordariomycetes, Ophiostomatales, Ophiostomataceae.
AUGCCACCGCCGCUGCCACUGCCGCCGCUGCCCGCGCCAGCCCAGUGGAACAGCCCAAAGAGCCCAACCAGCGGCACAAUGGCCGUUAUCUCGUGCAAGAUCAGGAACGCAACGACGUGCGACACGGGCGCAUCCUUGAGCCGCCGCGUGUACUUUUGUAGCGAUUUGGGAAGCCGCGACAAAACACGGUCCAGGCGGGAGGCCUGCGCGGCUUCUUUUGUGGACGGAGUAGGCGGAGCGGUAGACUUGGGCGGUGGCUCGGUGCUGUACUGGCGAGAUGUGCGUGGAGGUCGGAGCCGGACGGUGCGACGGGCGACUGUGUUUGCAGGCCGGCAUAGCCCGGUGAAGCGCACACCCGCCGGCCUUGCGGACCACGCCGACGCCGAAAAGAGGCGGCCGACGCCCGGAAAUCGUGGUAGUGACAUGUCUGAGGGUUGCCUGGACACAACAAAGGGCAUAAUUGACACAAAUUGGGCGACUGUUUUAUGUUGUGUCUGA